AUGGCUUCUCAUGAUCCAGAAGAUAGCUCGACUUUUCAGCUCUCAGACGAAGGCGAACCAUUACUCCCACUAGUAAGAGAGACAAAAAAUUUCGCUAUACACGAAGACGAAGAUUCAUCCACGAACGAUACCCAUGAAACGGACACUCAUGAAAAUGAAGUGGUCUUGACUAAAAGACAAUCAUGGAGUCUUUAUCUAUCUCACUUCUUAUCUACUUGGAAUGCGAGGGGAUACGAGUUUGCUGCGAUUAUCUUCACGGCAUCUGCAUAUCCUGAGACACUCAUGGCUUCUUCGAUUAGAGGUAUCAUUACAACUAUCGCAACCCUAGCGUUAUCCGCCUCGGUAGGUCGAUGGUGCGAUACACACCCUUCUCGACUACAAACUUUGCGCAUAACCAUAUUCUUACAACGUACAUGUGUCGUACUUGCAUGUCUUGGAUGGUUUUUCAUUGUCGGGGAAGAAUUUUUGGGUGGCGGACUAUUUUCGGUUAUGCCCGUACCUGCAUCCCGUAAAGGAGGCCAAGCUGGAAUUCUCGAUGGAAAUUGGCUGGCAAAAGCCGCAAUUAUGGCCGUGGUGAUGACCUUGGGAAUUGGGGAACGGCUUAGUGCUGUAGGAAAUAUGAUUGUGAUGGAAAGGGAUUGGGUCCCGAGGUUGGCUACUGGUACCUCAAAGCCGUCACUUCCAGAAUUGAAUGCCGUAAUGCGACGGAUAGAUCUUAUCUGCAAACUUCUGUCGCCGAUAUUUAUGUCCGCGAUCGUGCUUUGGACAUCUAGUAUGCGAGUUACUAUCCUAAUUACUGCCGGUAUAAACUUUUUGUCGAUGGGCAUAGAGUGGUUUGCUGCUAGGCGUGUAUGGAGAGAGUGUGAAAGACUUCAAGCGCCAAAAGCUCUCGAUGCCGAGCAAACGGGAGAUGGAAGCGGCAAUAUGUUCAAACUGGAGAGAUGGAGACAAAGCCUAAAUAUAUUCUUCAGGAGCGAGAUAUGGAUUCCAUCAUUAUCGCUCGGCCUUCUUUACGUUUCUGUCCUAUCAUUCUCAGCCUCGAUGAUCACGUACCUUCUCAAUGCCGGCUUUACACUAUCAGUCAUAACCAUAGCUAGAACUGGAAGCACCCUUCUUGAGGUGUCUUCAACCGUAGUGAUGCCAUGGAGUGUCAAAUUCAUGGAGAAAGCUGCCGCAUGGAGAGCAAGGAGGGGAGAUGGAACAACACAGUCGGCAGCCGGUGAAGCAGCGGCAGUGGAGAGAACCGGGCUUUGGGGAUUGUGGUGGAUGGUUAUAAACUUGAUUCCGGUAACAGUAGUUCUUUUCUACAUCCCGGUGGAUUCAGAUGACCGUCCAAGCUCCCUUCUCAUGAGCUCGCUCUUCAUGUUUCUUGCAUUUUCCCGCCUUGGACUAUGGACUUAUGACCUUGUUUCGCAAACUCUCGUUCAAACACGCAUACCCGCGACAAAUAUAGGGGAGUUUUCGGGCGUAGAGAUGGGUUUUAUUAAUACUUUUGAGUUGAUCCAAUGGGUCCUUAUUGCCAUAUGGAGCUCACCAGAACAAUUUAAGUACGUGGCAGCUGCGGGAAACGCGUGUGUUGUGAUCAGCGCAAUAGCGUACACAGCAUGGAUGUGGACAUGCCGUGGGCAUUUGGUGCACUGGGAAAAAGUAAAGGAAUGCACCGGCUGCAAGUAA
Morchella importuna is the source of this 1674-nucleotide messenger RNA. RefSeq lists its product as uncharacterized. The record is from RefSeq and is a predicted model, not a curated record. Gene Ontology annotation, biological process: iron ion transmembrane transport. The transcript is spliced from 6 exons. Gene Ontology annotation, molecular function: iron ion transmembrane transporter activity. Gene Ontology annotation, cellular component: membrane. The coding region runs from base 1 to 1674 and encodes 557 amino acids. NCBI's taxonomy places the organism in Eukaryota, Fungi, Ascomycota, Pezizomycetes, Pezizales, Morchellaceae.